This is a messenger RNA of Acanthocheilonema viteae, 822 nucleotides long. NCBI's taxonomy places the organism in Eukaryota, Metazoa, Nematoda, Chromadorea, Rhabditida, Onchocercidae. The record is from the annotation of a GenBank genome assembly.
AUGAUAGUCGUUCCUCUUUACUGAGCAGUGGGCUAUACUCGAGAAUGCGCUUCCUUCGAGUUGGGCGAUGACUCAAUGAGAAUUGCUUAUGGAAUAAUAAUUGCCGAUAAUGACGCUUACAGCUAUGCGCUUAGUCAAUGCGGUAUUAGCUUUGGUGAUCAUUAUUCGUUACAAUGGAAAGUGUUAGGUAAACGAGUUCGUUUUGAAUUGAAACUUUCCAGUAUACCGGAAAAUAAAGAUUUUUGGAUUGGUAUCGGAUUUAGCAAAAUUCAAGUGAAUUCGCCGGUUGACGAAAGUGAAGUAUUGGCAAUCCUAAGACUGCAAGGUGUCAUAUCAUUGGAAAUUUUCAGCAUUAAAAGUGGAAGAAUAGAAUCAGCUGAAUCAAUGAAUGAUAAGGAUGAACAGUUUUAUACGACACCAAUCCUAAUAAAUGAAACAUUCGUUGAUCCCAUAUUUGAUGCACUCAUUUGCAAUUUAUCCAUUUUAUCACGAAAUCGACGUCAAAUAUUUGCAACUAAUAGCACUCAAGCAAAUCGAACAAACAAUUCUGAAAUUUCAAAUUUCUACAAUCCAGUCAUUAAUCCGCACUCACCGAAUUAUACCGACGUAUUGCGCCAAAAUCAUGAAGCAUUACUGCAAUAUGAAGAUCCUUCCUGUACAUUACCGGAUCCUUAUUGGUGCAAGAAUUACGUCAAACAAUACAUCGACUGGCAACAAACAUACAAUCAUCGAUCGAUGCAGAUAGUUUGCGCAUCUCUUAAAGCAUCGGUGGCUAAUGCACACAAUCGAUGUUGUCAGGCAGUACAAUCUACCGGAUGUUGA